Molecule: messenger RNA, 2223 nt
Organism: Aptenodytes forsteri (emperor penguin)
Lineage: Eukaryota; Metazoa; Chordata; Aves; Sphenisciformes; Spheniscidae
Gene: TTLL6
Product: tubulin tyrosine ligase like 6
Exons: 14
Coding region: 1-2223 (740 amino acids)
Biological process (GO): microtubule cytoskeleton organization; protein polyglutamylation
Cellular component (GO): cilium
Molecular function (GO): tubulin binding; tubulin-glutamic acid ligase activity
Source: RefSeq, a predicted model, not a curated record
AUGCCGGCCCGGGUGGUCCCGCAGAGGCAGCGCCUCCACACCUGCUCCCGGGACCCCAACAGCCAGCAGCGGGGGAGAGGAGCCGGCCCUGAUGCCUGCCCACCCAGACGUGUUCCCUCCAUCAAUCUGACCAGCUGCAAGUACGAGAGCGUGCGGCGGGCAGCACAGUGCUGCGGGCUGAAAGAAGCGGGAGAAAACGAGGAGUGGACAGUGUAUUGGACGGACUACUCGGUCUCUCUGGAGCGCGUCAUGGAAAUGAAGCGGUUUCAGAAAAUCAACCAUUUUCCAGGCAUGAUAGAGAUCUGCCGUAAGGACUUGUUGGCUCGCAACCUUAACCGCAUGCUCAGGCUCUUCCCCAAGGAGUACAAUAUAUUUCCCCGCACUUGGUGCCUGCCAGCUGACUAUGGAGAUUUCCAGGCCUACAGACGUGCGAGAAAAAACAGAACAUUCAUCUGCAAGCCAGACAGCAGCUGCCAAGGGAGAGGUAUCUUCAUAACACGUAAUCCAGAGGAGAUCAAACAUGGAGAGCGUAUGAUCUGUCAGCAGUAUAUCUCUAAGGAUGAUAUCUGCAUGCAUUUGACUAAUUAUGCCAUCAACAAACGUAAUGAAAACUUCGUCCAGGAUGACACGAUGGGCAGUAAAAGGAAACUGUCCACCCUGAAUGCCUGGAUGACAGAUAACAGCUACAACACAACAAAACUCUGGGAAGAUAUCGAAGAUAUUAUUAUAAAGACUCUUAUUUCAGCUCACCCUGUUGUGAAGCACAAUUACCAAAGUUGCUUUCCGAACCACACUACUGGCUGUGCCUGCUUUGAGAUACUGGGUUUUGAUAUUUUGCUAGACAGAAAGUUGAAGCCGUGGCUGCUAGAGGUGAACCACUCUCCCAGCUUCACCACAGACUCUCGCCUAGACUGUGAGGUGAAGGAUGCUCUUCUCUGUGAUACCAUCAACCUGAUAAACGUGCAUGCCUGUAACAAAAGGAAGGUGCUGGAGGAAGACAAACAGCGGGCAAAGGAACGGCUCCUCCAGGCCCAUCAGCCUCUCCGUGCAUCCAGACGCGAGGAGUUAGAGAGCAACCAGGCUGCCUGGCUGUCUGAAGCAGAGAAGUACGAGAACUCGCACCUGGGUGGUUACCGGCGCAUUUAUCCGGCAUGUGGAACAGACAAGUAUGAGCCAUUUUUCAAUCAGAGUGGCUCCCUCUUCCAGGAAACGGUGUCAUCCAAAGCACGAGAGGAGUGUGCCAGGCAGCAACUGGAGGAAAUUCGCCUGAAAAAAGAACAGUUGGAAGCUGUUACCAGGAAGAAGAAAACGGAGAGGAAAGAAGACCUGCAUGGAGAGUCAGCUGGGGACAAAUCCCAGAUCCAUAAUAAAACCACAGCUCCUACAACCCGCCUCACCUAUAGAAGCAGCAGGAUGUGGGAUAGAAAGGUACAGCGCAUGCAGUACGACUCUAUGCAACCCCAGGAUAUUGUGGAAGAUGAGGAGAAGAAAAGAAGAAAUGCUCUUCUGCAGCGUGAGAACCUUAUCCGAGGCCUGGGCAUCAUAGAUCAGCUCUCCCAGCUGCUCCCCGCAACCGAUAGACCAGCCGACACCCAGAGAUCCUGCACCGUUAUCUCCAAGAGCCAGCCGCAGUUUCUCUGGGAGGCGCUUGGGGGCCAGGAGGCCCACCGCUUAAUGACACUCAUCCCCCUUUCGCUCCUGGGAGGUCCAGUCCGGCCUUCAGGACGGCGGUUCAUACACAACCCCAGAGCCAACGCUAAGCUGCCGGCCAGCCUGGGCUUGGAUCCUGCCACCGCAGGCACCCUCUCGGUUCGAGGCCUGAGCAUCCCUUACUGUGAGCAGCACAAGGUGCGGCAGGGCCCCGGGGCGCAGGGCAGGGGCUGGUUGCGUGGCCAGGCAGCGGGGACGGCAGCGGUUACCCAGCCCUGCACCGAACCCAAGGGGCUGCAGGUGAGAGGCCAGCGGCUCCCUGGCACCAGAAACAAGGCUGAAGGCUGUGAAGCUGGCAGGCUGUCCUUCCGCGCAGGCAGCUGUCACCCGGGGUCCCCAGCCAGCACGGGGAAGGCCACAGGCGAUGGCACCUUCAGCCCUGCUGCAGUCCGGGAACUCCCCAUCGCCUCCGCCGUCCACGUGCAGCACACACAUGCCACGCACCAUGCCAGUGCCUCGCACGCUCGCAGCGUGAAAAGCACAGGCCCGGGGCCGGUUGUCGGUGUCCCCUGA